UAUCCAAUAGGCAAGAUUAGAUUAACAGUAUUAUGAACUGAGAAGACUGGUAAUUUGAAAUCUCACUAGCAGAGCCAUUUUUUCAAGAAUUCCCCAGUAAAAUAUACUUAUGAAAGUUUGCCCAGCCAGACUAAACCUCCUGACAUACCCUUGUAAAUCUGAGGCCUCCUCCCAAGGCCUUCUCCACUCAGGGCCGCCCUGGAUUUAAGAGCUUGCCAGGGCCUGGCGAUAAUCUCUAGAAACUCAAUGAACAUUCAGGAGCUAGCAGCAGAAGAGGCAAGGAUCAGGCUUGGAUAAAUAAUCUGCUUUUAUUGUAGAUGCAAGAAGCCCUUGUAUUUUGAAGGAAAUAUGUUAGCAGCUUCUCAGUAGACUUCUUGGCACUUCCACUAAUAUUAAACUGCCUGACAAGGCUGUCAAUAAAAUCUCAUAUUGGACUCUUGAGUCAUUUUUACAUUUCCCAACUUCUUUAUUAACUGUACUUUUUAUACUACUUGUAAAGAUAAGUGUUUCCAUAUACAACUGACUGAUGUUAAGCUCUUAGGACCUGAUACAGCUCCAGUAGAUUUGUUGGUGAUACAAUUAGUGUCUGACACAGACAUCACUGUGGUGUGUAUGGACACUGAGAAGAUGUUUAUGAUACUACUCUUAAUUAUUUUCCAGAUGACAGGGUGAGAACUGAAUGCCUGCAGAUGCACUAGCCUCUGGCACAUUCCUUCCCAAAGUGUUAGUUGUCAUGAGGUGUUCCCUGAAACGUUCACUUGCAACAGCCAUUUCUCUCCUUGUGUUCCUACUCAUCAUUAAUCUGGCUUCUUGGCCCCACAAAGAUCUUGAGAUGAAUGAUGUUCAGAAGUGGGCUCGAAUGGUGGGUCUGCACCAAAUUGUGGCUGACUGGACUGUAUAUAGCCUUCAAGAAGUUACCAAUGCCACCAAAGUCCUGAAUAUCUCUUAUCGCUACCUUGCUGGCAUGCCUCCAGUCCAAAAAAAAUUUCUGACAUUAGGGCUCUGUUCUGUCAAGCGGAAACGAGAAAGCUAUCUCUUGGAAACCCUGACUUCCAUCUUUGAGCAAUCUUCUCAAAAAGAGUUGAAAGAAAUGGUGGUAGUGGUACAUUUAACAGAUCCAGACCAGGAGUGGAAUUCUCAAAUGGUGGAGCAAAUUGCCAUGAGGUUUCCUGCUCAACUUCUUCAGAGAUACCUAGUGGUUAUCCACACUCCUCUUGAGUAUUAUCCUCCCUUGGAAGGCUUAAAAAGGAAUUUUAAUGAUGCUGAGGAUCGGGUACGCUUUCGAUCAAAACAGAAUGUUGAUUACGCUUACCUCAUGAACUUUGCUGCCAACCUCUCCACCUACUACCUCAUGAUUGAGGAUGAUGUCCGUUGCUCCAAACACUUCUUCACAGUAAUAAAAAAUAAUCUGGCAUCCCAGAAGGGCACCUCUUGGGUCACUCUGGAGUUUUCCAAACUUGGUUACAUUGCCAAGCUCUACCACUCUAGUGACCUCCCCCGGCUUACUCGGUUCCUCAUGCUCUUUUACCAAGAGAUGCCUUGCGAUUGGCUUUUUGUGCACUUCCGUCUCCUGCUUACGCAAAAGAAGGAAAUUCGUUUCAAGCCAUCCCUCUUCCAGCACAUUGGCCGCUACUCCUCCUUCCAGGGCACACUAAACAAGCUGAAAGAUGAAGACUUUGAAGAGGCCUCUGAACUCCUUGACAAUCCCCCAGCAGACAUAGUAACAGACAUUGUAACAUUGGAGAAUUAUAUAUGCAGUAAGAUUUACAGUACAGUGCAGGCCCCUUCUUCUGGCAACUCCUUUACAGUUAUCUUUAAGCAGGCUGCCCCCAUCUUCUGCAUCCAGAUCCAUCCAGAUUCUCAACAGCACCAGGAGAGCUAUCUCCAAGAAGGGCUUGUGGCAUUGGGCACUCAGAAAUUGCAUACAUGGAAACCAAGUUGUACCAACUAUAUCCCCAUUGGGUACUUUGACCAAGGAAACUUUGACAAGCAGAACCUAGAGAGUAGUACAUCCUCUGAUCCUGUGUGUGUGCACAUUUUGGUAACUAAGAAUCAGAGUGAGUCUCUGAUCAUAAACAGCAUAAGCAUCUGGAUAAAGCCUACAUGCUGACUCCAUGUGAGUGAUCAGGAUCUCUCACAGUAUAGGAAUAUUGCUUGUGGACAGAUCCUUUCUGGAUACAAGAAUCCAACAUGCAGUAAAAGAAGCCAAUUCUGUGUUCUCAGUCAUAGUGAUGAGAUGUUUGUGACCUAUUAUCUUAGAGCAUAAGAGCCCACCAACAAUGUUCUUCAAAAAAGGCUACAAUUUGCAUUAUCUGCUGCUUGUCAGGGACCCUCCAUCCCCAGUUGGGUGUUCCCUAUUUCCAACCUGGGUUAUUUUGCACCCAACUUACUUUUCAUUCUCCCCUCAACAGGAGAGUUUUGUAGCUCCAUAUGGAGAAACAACAAUAAGAUAGGAUGCUGAAAUAAGCCCAGCUGAUAGUAUUAGGAACCAGUUGUGUUUCAAAAACAACUUGUGGUGUUUCUGUUGUGUAUGCUUAGUAUCCCAGGAGGAAAAUGUUGAUUUUAUUUAUGGUCAGAAACCAAAUUUUGAAAGUAAAAAAAUGCACAUAAAACAAGUCGAAUAUACAGAAUUGAAUGAGGUAUAUGCAUAAAUCAAACAAAAAAUAAUAAAAUAUUAAUAAGGCAGUAACUAACACUAAAAAACUACCAUUCUAAUCCCCUAAACUAUAGACAGUUGACCUAGGCUGGAGUCCAUUGGUUUCUGAGGACAAUUGCAAUGGAGCAGAACCUAGCAACUUUCUCUGACAUUUCUGUGGAAAUAUCCUCCAGUAAGAACUGCACAAUCUUGGACUCAGACCAAAGCCCACAUCUAGCAAGGGAUGGAAGCAGUAAGGUAGAUUUCCAGUCCUAAUCUAGUGGUCAAUGCAACAGGACCAUUGUUUCAGUGGCUGAAUCCAAGUAUAUGCAGUGGCAAUCUAGAUAGGGAAUGUUAUAGAGCUGCUUCUCCACUGGGUUCAUGGAUCGAGCAUUGAACCUAGGUAACAUAAAUGCCUUUUUGUUUGAGGGGGAAAGUACUUUAAAAAGUAGUUUGGAAAGAUGUAGGUGAUGUGAUAAAAGUUCCCUGAAGCAUAAUUCGUAACUUUAGAUCUGUUAACUUCUAAGUCAAGAUCAAGGAUGUGUUCUUUGGCUUCAGAGAUAGCUUGUUCCAGAUCCAUCACUAUUAGUGCUUGAGAUGAAUUGAGAAGCCACAAAAAGAAAAAUGAUUGGAUGUGUGUGUGUGUUUUUUCAAUAAGGAAUUAAAUAUAUCAAUAAGAGCAAGUAGGGCCAAUGAAUCACUUCCAUUGUUUUCAUCCUUGCGAUGUGGCCCUGCAAGUGACAGUACAAGUGAUAUCAGUGAGUAACUAACUGCUCACCAUAGUUAGAUGAAGUAAUUUUUUAUUGAAGUGCAAUCUUUUUUCUAAAGCGAUAGGAACAAUAUCUUGCACUUCAGCACUGCUGAACAAAGAUUUAUUUUUAGAUAUUUAUUUUUAACAAAAUGUGUC
Messenger RNA from Candoia aspera, 3542 nucleotides. Its product is annotated as alpha-1,6-mannosyl-glycoprotein 4-beta-N-acetylglucosaminyltransferase-like. Gene Ontology annotation, molecular function: acetylglucosaminyltransferase activity. The record is from RefSeq and is a predicted model, not a curated record. Lineage: Eukaryota; Metazoa; Chordata; Lepidosauria; Squamata; Candoiidae. Gene Ontology annotation, biological process: protein N-linked glycosylation.